AUGGCUGAACCGGAGGAUCUCGAGGAGGAUCUCUUCGCGGAUCUUUAUGAUGCCGAUGAAUCAACCAACCGCACUACUUCCGCAGUAGAGACAUCCAAGUCCGCCGAACCCGUCGCGGCCGCAGUUCCUACUCCCGCUGAGGAACCUGCUACUGCUAUUUCUGCUGUCCCCUCUUACGAAUCUUCGGCCCCCGAUUCAUACCCCGCAUACCAGGCGCCCCAGCAAGAUUACAAUACAGGUUAUCAGAAUGGCUCCCAGGCCCCCGCUGUAUCCGCGCAAGCUCCUAACGCAGACCAUGAACCUCAUGGUUCUGGAUCCGGUACAGGAAUUAAGGAAGAUGGGUGA
This is a messenger RNA of Penicillium manginii, 345 nucleotides long. RefSeq names its product RNA-binding protein. Bases 1 to 345 code for a protein of 114 amino acids. Lineage: Eukaryota; Fungi; Ascomycota; Eurotiomycetes; Eurotiales; Aspergillaceae. The transcript is spliced from 2 exons. The record is from RefSeq and is a predicted model, not a curated record.